Gryllus bimaculatus (two-spotted cricket) is the source of this 836-nucleotide messenger RNA. Lineage: Eukaryota; Metazoa; Arthropoda; Insecta; Orthoptera; Gryllidae. The record is from the annotation of a GenBank genome assembly.
AUGCCGCACCCCUCGGCCGCAGAGGUAGAGGCCGGAGGGCAGACGGAAAGGAAGGAGCAACCGAAGGGGGACGGCGCGCAAGAGAGAGCUGCGUCCAAAGGAGGAGGUCCUUCCCCGUUGCCUCCUGCUGGGAGGUCGGACGCCUCCAGCGCUCAGCCGCCGGAAGCAGAGUUGCCGCCGUACUCGUCUACGCAUGCGCCAGCGCCUGGGCCAGCGCUCUCCGCCGUGACGGAACAACCGCGCCAGCCGCCCCCGCCGUACGAAGCCUCCGGCCUCGAAUGUUCUCAGAAAUUUCUCAGGCCGAAGUCUGUGUGUGGACAAGAUGCCAGGCCCUCAUCACCACCACCAUCACCACGGGCCCCCGCCCCCACCGCACCACCAUCACCCACCGCCGCACCACUGUCACCCGCCGCCGCCGCCACCGAUCAUGAUCUGCCCGCGGCCGCCAGUGCACUGCCCACCUCCACAUCACGGGCCCCCGCACCAUCACGGGCCCCCGCACCAUCACGGCCCCCCGCAUCAUCACGGCCCCCCGCAUCAUCACGGGCCCCCGCACCAUCACCAUCAUCACUAAUGCAAGAAGGUCUGAUAUGAUGGCUUAAUUACUACUUAAGGAUGACAUCGGAUUUCUCACUUGCUUAAAAUCAUCCAUCUCAAGAUGGGACACGGAAAACUUACUUCAACUGUAUUACAUAUCUUUACCAAAGAAUUUUCUUAUUUGAAGUAAUAACAAUGUUUUAGUAUAUUUUGUAUUCAAUUACGGCAUAUAUGAUAAUGCCACAUUUUGUACAGACAGUUGUUAUAAUACAUUAAAAAACAUGUAAACAUAUUUAUAU